AUGGUUGCAGAUGAGCUCGAGCUUUCGCCUUCUGAGGUCACCUUUCUUGAAACUUUCAAGGAAGGUGAGAGCUCGCUGAUUUUCAGAGUCGCCGUGCACGGAAUGGACUGUGUUAUGAAAGUGUUCCAUGAAUAUACUAGAGAGGAGUGGGAUAAUCCAGAUGAAGAAAUCAGCAUGUGCAUGCGCGAGGUGACAUCCUACGAACGCCUAAAAGCAAAGGGACUUUGCGCGCGAGGGGUCAUCCCUGACUACUACGGCUACAUGACGUUUACGGACCUGACACUCUGGCCCAAUCUGCACAUGUUCACUGACGACGAGCUGCCCCCAAAAGCGAUUCUGAUCGAGUAUGUCCCCGGCAUGAAACAACUUGAACUCAUCAAUUACACUAAGUCAAGGGUGGAGACUUUGCGGAACGUUCUGUCCGAGAUCAACGCGGCGAAGAUAUUGCACAGUGACAUUGCCCCGAGGAAUAUGAUGGUCUGCUCUGGAGAGACGGAACGAGUGCUUUGGAUUGACUUCGAUCUGUCGAGGGUAUUUCCCGAGGACGAGCCUCUGACAGAAGAGCAGCAAGAGUGGUUUGAGGAUGAGGCUGCCUUGAUGGAUGAGUUUGUGGACUGGCUGUCCCAGGACGCAGUGGAAGGGAAACUUCACAAGGCCUUCCGUUACUACUACGGGACGUACACCUAUUGGAAGCGGAUCAAGAUGGGACUACCAGGCACGCCAGAACCGGUAUUGCCAGGUCCUGUCGAACACGACGAAGACAUUGGAGGCAAACAAAGAAACGAAGACAACGAAGACGACGAAGAUAUCGAAGGUAUCGGAUUUUCGAAAUCGUGGACUAGCCUCUCAGGGACUGACAUGUGGACCAAGUGUCAGUGA
This is a messenger RNA of Aspergillus aculeatus ATCC 16872, 879 nucleotides long. RefSeq lists its product as uncharacterized. Gene Ontology annotation, biological process: protein phosphorylation. Lineage: Eukaryota; Fungi; Ascomycota; Eurotiomycetes; Eurotiales; Aspergillaceae. Gene Ontology annotation, molecular function: ATP binding; protein kinase activity. The coding region runs from base 1 to 879 and encodes 292 amino acids. The transcript is spliced from 3 exons. The record is from RefSeq and is a predicted model, not a curated record.